AUUUCUCUAUCUCCUUUUUGUUCUCUGCUCUACCAAAUUAAUUGCACAUAAGCUAAAGGGGCUUUAUUUGUAAUCCCUAGCUGGCUGUUCCUUGCACACUGCUCCCGAGGCACAGUGCAUGGCCAGCCCAGGGACUUGUGCUGUGCUUGGAGCUGUGUGCCAGGUCAGGAUGGGCUGCAGCACCACGGGACCACGACUGCUGACAGCCCCAGCUCAAAGCUGGAGGAAUCAUGAGAGCUGUGCAGCCUCAUGCUGUGCUUUUGCCAUCAUCUGUAAAGCACACCAAAGGCACCAGCUCUGCUAUGGACCCCUAUGGCCCAUCCUUGCUUAGCGAUGGGUGUCUUUAGCCUGUCCCCACACUGCAACCUUUGGUCUCAUCCUUGCUGGGCUGGGAGCUGCAGACACAGCAGCUCAUUGGUGUUUCUGUGCACGUGUGGUUUCCGGCAGCUUCGCUCCCCACGUUAACCCACAGCUGUGCAGUGAGCAGUGCUGUGGUUUGCUCCUGGUUUCCUGCAGGCGCACAGGGACAGCCCAGCUGCUGCUCUGCUGUGGUGCUGGGGAGUUCUGCUUGCCCAUUGCCCCAGCAUCGCCUCAGCAUUUCCUCCACGAAGUAACCUGAACUGCAAAUCUUUGCUGGCAUGGGAUGGCAACAGCUGCAGCCACACUGACGGCUGACAGAAAGGACAAGGAGAUCUGAAACCCUAUAGCAGCACACAGCCCCCUGGCUAGGCAUUCCCUGUCACAGGGCUCUGCCUGGCUUCCUGGGAACGAAGUGAGCCCUUUGAAUUUUCUCUGUGCCCCUCAGGUCCCUGUGCCUCAGAGCACCGUGUUACUCAGAGGGUAGGUAUGCUGCACUGCUCAUAGGGCACACUUCGGGGCUGUGCCAAGGGCUUUCAGAGCCAGUUCCACAGCAGAAGUGCUGGGCGGCUGCUGUGUGCUCCAAAGCACCCAGGAAAUGCCUGUGUCUACAAACAGGAACAACAAAAAUACACUUUUCUUUCAGAUGUUUGUAGGAACUAAGUAAAAUUUUUCAGCUCAAGAGGACUUCCCGUCCAUAGGAGGAAAUCCCAGGUCCCGGGAUGGGAGCAGGGAGCCUUAGCAAACCUCCUCUGGGUAUGGGGAGCAUUUUGCACGCGUCUGUGAUGAUGGUGCAGGCAGAGAUAGCAGAUGGACAGAUUCCAGCCCUGCGUUGCACAAGGCCCUGCACUAAGGAUGUUUGGGCCACAUGCGUUGUGUCCAGCAGAUCAUCAUGCAGAGACCAGUAUGGAUUUCAUCCCAGAAAAUCUCUUCCUUUGCAGGAAACUUUCAGCUGCAUCUCUGAAUGAUAAAUGAACGGAGAGCCAUCCCUGCAGCAGUUCAGGUGUUGCAACCACACGCAGCUGAGCACCAUGUGGUGUGGAUGCCCCAUGCCAGAUGCAGGUGGGAUGUGGGCACUGGCAGAACUCAGCCCACCCACGGGGAGCCCCACAACUCACAUCCCCUCUUCCAGGCGCCUGCGUAUGCUGGAGCAUGGGGGCAGGACACAAAUGCCUCUGCAGAUAACAGCAGUGCCCCGUCAGCUGCCGUGUCCAUCUUUGGCCAGCUCUCCGGUUACCAACCACCUCCUCCAGCUGCCUCCAAAGAUAGGCAAAGCCACCUCCCGGCCCCUGUGCUGGAAACUACGGGGAAACAGAGGGGAAACUGUGGAGGGGGAUGAGAUUGAUGGGAUUUUUGUUGGAGUGAAAGGCACUGCGUGCCUGCCUGAGCCAUGGCGCUGCUGUGCUACAACAAGGGCUGUGGGCAGAGGUUUGAUCCUGAGCACAACUCCGAGGAUUCCUGCCUGUAUCACCCGGGCGUCCCCAUCUUCCAUGAUGCCCUGAAGGGCUGGUCUUGCUGCAAGAAGCGCACAACAGACUUCUCUGAGUUCCUCUCCAUUAAGGUGAGUGGCUCACACUGGAUGGCUCCUGGACUGGGUUUCCUUGUCUGCACCUGGGUUCUGCCUCCUGGAGAGCAGUGUCACAGCAGCUGGGACCUCCCCUCCAUGCAGCACUUCCCCAUGUGCCAGCACAGCUGUGGUGGUCUCUGCAAGACACAGAGACACCAGGUCAGAGAUAGGAUUUGGGAGCAGGUUAGAAAGGGGAAAGCAAACAUCAGGCUUGUCUCUGCUGCUCAGGGAUGCACAAAGGGGUUUCACAGCAAGGAGAAGCCUCCUGAGCCUUCCCAGGAAGAGACCUCAGACCAGCCAAAGGCCAAGCCAAUGGCAGAGAUCAUCGUCCAAGGACCAAAAUCAGCUGAGAAGAUGCAGCGGGAAAGACCAAGCUCUGAUGAGCCACGACAACUGCUGCCAAUCAAAGUAUCUAGAUCUCUCGAGCAAGCACUGGAGAAACUGAGCCUGUCUCCCAACAACAAGGAGCCCAAGGGCGACUGCGCAGGUACGAUGAGCCCUGGAGCAGGGGUUGCAGGAAGGGCUUGGGGCAUGCUGUGUGUCCCUGAGCAAAGCUGUGGUGUCCUUGCAGGGGAGGCAGCUGCCCAGGUGAGAGCUGGCACCACCUGUAAGAACGCAGCCUGCAAGGCGGUCUACCAGGGGCCAGAGAGCAACACAGAGGUUUGUACUUUCCACCCUGGUGUUCCCGUCUUCCACGAGGGGAUGAAGUACUGGAGCUGCUGUGGGAUCAGAACGACGGACUUCAGUGCCUUCCUGGAGCAGCCGGGCUGCAGCACGGGGCGGCACUGCUGGAUGGGAAAGGCGGACAAGAAGGCGGUGUCAUGCAGGCAGGACUGGCACCAAACCAGCAGCCAAGUGGUGGUGACAAUCUAUGGCAAGAACCCUCUGCCCACCCUCAGCACUGUGAAGGCCAACCGCACUGUGCUUGAAGUUCACGUCAUCUUCGAAGGGAAUAAGAUUUUCCAGGCAGAACUUGAUCUCUGGGGGGUCAUCGAGACACACAAGAGCUUCGUGAGCAUGGUUCCCUCCAAGGUGGAGAUCACGCUCUGUAAGGCCAACCCCGGGGCCUGGGCCAGGCUUGAGCAUCUCCAGAGCAAGGCCUGCGCUCAGGACGAGCCGGAGAAGGCGGCGGUGAGCACGGAGGAGCCCGAGGAGGACUCGGAUGACAGCCUGAGCUGGUCAGAGGAGGAGGACGAAGAGAUGGAAGCAGCCAACAGCGCGGCGCCGCGGAGGGGCUCUGCAAGAGCAGACGGAGCCCUGGGCAGCCCGUAGGGAUCACAAGGGACGAGUAAUAAAAGCACAAAGCGGAGCCAACGCGGCGAUAUCACGAUAUCACUGACAUUGAGGGCCGUUCGACCCCCCCCUCCCCCAUUUCCCCGUCCCCGGAGCCAUCGAGAUGACGCCGCUCAACCAGAGCGUCCCCAUCUCGUAUCGAGCGCCCCCUUGCGGAGCCGCCGGCGUAACGUUGCGCUUGCGCGUUGCGCAUGCGCGCGGCGGGGUGCGGCCGGUUCGCGGGUUCGCCGCCCCGUGAGCAGCGCGGCCGCCGGCGGCGCGUGAGGUGAGCGGGGAGCGGCGGCGGCGGCCGCGCGGUGCUUCCGCUCGUCCGGUCCUCGCCGCGAAGGGGCAGCGAGGCCUUUAGGGCCGUUUUACCUCGUGGCCGUGGGGAAGGACGGAGGGCGGGAGGCGGCCGCUGUCAGCGCGGGGCCGGCCGUUCCUCGGGGCGGCGCCGGCUGAGGGGCGGCGGGAGCGGCUCCGAAACGCGGG
Phasianus colchicus (ring-necked pheasant) is the source of this 3688-nucleotide messenger RNA. The record is from RefSeq and is a predicted model, not a curated record. Lineage: Eukaryota; Metazoa; Chordata; Aves; Galliformes; Phasianidae.